CAGGAGCCGGGCCGGAGUGACGCCGCCGCCGACUGCGCCGCCGCGUCGGACGCGUCGGCGGCGGGCCGUCGGUCCGGCGCGCGGCACCGACAGUCGCCGCCGCGCCCGUCCGCCCGCCGCACGGACGUCGUCGCCGUCGUCACCGACACCGUCACCGCCGCCCAGGACACAGGGCACUGGACCACCGUCACGGUCAGGUGGUGAUGCUCCGGUGAUCGCCCGGCUCGGCCCACCCGUCCCGUCCGCCGCGCGUGCAGUCAUGGACUCCGCCCGCCGGCCGGUCCGCCAGCCAUCUGCCAUCCUUCUGCUCGUGCUGCCGCCGCUGCUGCUGCUGCUGCUGGCCGGACCUCAUCCGGCACUCGCCCGCGCCAGCUGCCCCAGCGGCCGCCUCAUCGAGCCCUGCACGUGCAAGACCAAAUCGAAAGCUAAUUGCGCACCUCACCUCGGCGGAGACGGCACACCGCUGACAUGUCUGGACAUCGUGUGCGAGGCGGCCAACGCCGACACCCUCCACAAAGUCAUGGACCACAUCAAGGGGGUGCCCAACUCGGCGAUCCAGUACAUGAAGAUCCGCGACUGUGACCUGUCUCGGCUGCCCGACUACUUCUUCAUGAGCCUGAGCAUCAAGCACCUGUACAUCAUCCGCAGCCACCUGUCCGUCGUGGAGAACAACGCGCUCAGCUCGCUGGCAGAGUCGCUGGAGACGCUCGACUUCAGCUCCAACAACAUCAAAACGAUUCCGGAUCAGGCGUUCCGGCGCCUGAAGAAGGUCGAUGCGCUCUACCUGAACGGUAACCAGAUCGAGGAGAUCCCGGCGCGGGCGUUCGCCGGGCUGGCCAACAUGUCGCGGCUCAGCCUCUACUACAACAAAAUCAGCAAAGUGGACGACGACGCCUUCUACGGCCUGCCCAAUCUGCACACGCUGAACAUGGUCCAGAACCACCUGCGUUCGGUGCCGGCGCAGGCCAUCAAACCGCUGACGCGACUCGUCGCCCUCGACCUCUCCAUGAACAACAUCACCGAGAUCAAGAAAAACGACUUCUCAGGCCUGCACACCUUGGACUCGCUGAAACUGGAGCAUAAUCAGAUCAAGCAGCUGCCGCCGGGGGCCUUCUCCGAACUGCAGGAGCUGACCACAUUGAAAAUGGAGAGCAACCAGAUCACCUACAUCGAUGAGAAGGCCUUCGAGGGACUGGAACAGUCUCUCGAGUGGCUCUCUCUCGGCAACAACCGGGUGUUCGCGAUACCCAAGCAGGCACUGCGCGGCCUCCACCGCCUCAAGGAGCUCGACCUGAAGAACAACAACAUCUCCAUCAUCCCAGAGGAUGCCUUCGAGGCCUACGGACAGACGCUCAAGUUCCUCCGGCUGCAGCACAACCACAUCAAGGACAUCCCGCAAGGCACCUUCCUGCAGAUGCACUCACUGGAGUGGCUGCAGCUCAGUCACAACCAGAUCACCACCCUGCCGCUGGAGACCGUCGAGAGCAUGCUCAACACGCUCGAAGUCAUCGACCUUUACGAGAACCCGCUCAUCUGCAACUGCGACAUGGUCUGGUUCAAGGAGUGGAUCACCAACCACUCGGAGAAGGAGGAGUUCCAGUCGCUGCACCACGACCCACACUGCAGAAAGUACGACAGCCGGCACAUCGUCAGCGUCAAGAAGCUACCGCGCAGCGAAUUCAACUGUCCGACUGGCGGCCAGCCGCCGGCCGCAGCGGCCAGCUGCUGGCUGCAGCUGCUGCUGCUGACCGGCUCGGCAGCUGCGCGGCAGUAGCGAGCCCACCAGCUGUGAGCGUCUCGUUGGUAGGUGGGUCUUGCCACGGUCAAGGUCUGCCAGUGUAGGACGUGGACGUGGACGUAUGGUGUGACUGUCGAGUGACGCGAUCGCGCGGGUCUCCGCCGUCCCGAGUUCCGGAAGGGUGGUGCUCGUUCAUCUGCACUCCCGCGAUCCCAGUAACGGCCAGUCCACGGUCCCACGACCCACCCGCCCAAAUCCAGUCCGUGGCCAUCCAGACGGCCACCUUGACCGCCAUUCCCCGCACCAGUCCUGCACGACAGGCGGCACUGUGUUGAGUUUCAGGGCUGUUUGUUGCGACUGUAGACCCGUUCGUCUCACUUCCUGUCAGUAAUGUCAGAAAAUAGCGGCCCGCCACCGCGGUCAGGGACGUCAGAGGGUUACCUACAGCCCAGCCCCGUGCUCUCAGAGCAGGCCGGCAGCCAAUGGUCAGUGCCGCCGAAGAAAUACCCCUAAUGAUACAGACACUGAAAGGUUCAGCCAUUUGUUUCGCCCUAAGGAGAACGGAUAGUCUCAGAAGCAAUAUCCAUCAAAAGAAAUGGCCUCAGAAGAAGGAUCUGUGCGAUUGUUGGAAAGAAACUGUUUAUCACGAAAUCCCCAAUGUUGCUUGUGAGAAAUCAUUUAUCUUCAAAUAAGACUUAAUGCAGCUGGGUCAAUUCCAUUUUAUCACGCACGACUUUAUCCUAAAAUGUAUGUAUAUAAAAUUCGUGUAUUGAAUGCAAUAGGAUCUGUUCGAUGUCCCGACAUUUGUCGUUAACUGGCAUCGGCUUUCCUGCCCGAAAGCCAUGCUUAAUUCUCCACUAAUAUUCGCUUACGGCCUAACUGGUUCAGCUUUAUGACAGAUUACCCAAUAUCCAUAACAUUAACCCCUGGGUGUUAGUCACCUUUUGGGCGUCGUAAUUAUCCACAGUUCGUCUCAAAUUCGGCACGAAUCUGUCGCGAGACUAGAGUUUAUGUCGAGCAGUGGGAUACAAAUUGGUACCCGGCACUCUUCUUUCUCAAAUGCAGAGUGUGAGCUAGCUGCCCGUGUGCUAGCUAAGAGGCGAGCUAGGCUAAGUUGGGGCAAAAUGAGCUAACGUGAGCCGAGUUGGGCCGACCGGACCAAGACGAGGCGCUCUCGCCCCGUCACUGCCGUGGUUCGGCACUACGAGAGAGAGAGAGAGAGAGAGAGAGAGAGAGAGAGAGAGAGAGAGAGAGAGAGAGAGAAAGAGAGAUAGAGAGAGGAGAGGGAGAGGGAGAGAGUGAGAGAGAGAGAGAGAGUGAGAGUGAGAGUGAAAGGGAGAGGGAGAGAGAGGGAGAGAGGGAAAGAGAGAGGAGAGAGAAGAUAGCAGGAAUGAGAGAGAGUGAAAGAAGAAAAUGAAAGGGAGAAUGCAUGAGGAGAUGAAAAUGAGAUUUUCAUAAAAGUCCGUUAGAACACAGGCAUGUCGAUUGUUCAAGGUUUGUCCAAUGCUAUAUGUGCGUGCAGCAUGCAAAGGCCCAGCGUCAUAAAACAGGAUAUAUAUACAGAAUACAUUCCUGGUGUCCGAGUCAGACAUUCCCAACAAUUUCAUUUUAUGAUAUAAUGAGCAACGUUUCUCCGAAGUGAUCAUAAGGAUACCUACCAUUCACUUCCCUCUAAACAGCAUCUUUGAACAAGUAGGCAAUCAGUGCAGCAACUGUGUUCUAAAAAAUAUCCGUUUGAUGACGCUGAUUGCCCUGGUGUGCCACUGACUGUGAAUGUCUGCUGCGUUGGCUCUAUUGCACUUAGUUUGCGACGCGCAAGCAUACGCUCAACGCGGCCAGAAGCGUCGCGCGGAGGCGGAAGGGAGGCGUGUGUGUUGGGUUCGAUUCCCACCGAACGCCAAUGUUUGUCCCGCGUGGUCGAGAGCCCGCUCCAGGCCACCGGCGUGGCCCAGCGGGGCUGCAACGUGUCGCCGUACCACGGCCGCCGCCACUGCGCAGCGCCUGCCGCGCAACUUUGUUGUGAUUUGCGAUGUGUUACCGCUCGUCCGGUACAAAGAUCAUAUCAUUGGUGGCCUCCGCGCGCCGGCCGCGGCGGCCGCCGCCGCCGGCGUUUCCGUUCCGAGCCGACGGCAGUCGUCCGGCACUGCCCGCGGCCCGUUAGCGCCUCGUUAGCUCCGUGAGCGUCGCUGUUAGUGAGCUAUGAAUGUCGUGUUUUUCCUCUGCCUCUCUAGCUCCUCUCUACUGGUCUGGCGCCGGCUGGUCGGUCGACCAUCGCCCGCCGCUCGUGGACGCUGGUGACCCCUCGGCCGGGUCGGUAUCCCCUCUGAAUCCGUGCGGUCACGGGGAGGAGCUGUCGGCCGGAGGAGCCGCGAGCCACCGCGGCGGGCGGCGGCCCGAUCCCGCGCACCGCCGCUGCGUGUGUUUUGAUAUAUAUUGGUCUGUGGUGACUUUGUCUUCAUCUCCGUUAUGACCAAUGGUGCGGUCCUGGCACUGAGCCAAGUAUUUUUCUACAAAGUGGGGCGGCUAUCGAGGAAGGACCACAUCAUUGUCGUGCAUACGGCUCGCUAUAUACCUCUCAACCAUCGCUAAUACACUAUGAUAUAUA
Molecule: messenger RNA, 4343 nt
Organism: Amphibalanus amphitrite
Lineage: Eukaryota; Metazoa; Arthropoda; Thecostraca; Balanomorpha; Balanidae
Product: leucine-rich repeat-containing protein 4C-like
Exons: 11
Coding region: 260-1774 (504 amino acids)
Molecular function (GO): protein binding
Source: RefSeq, a predicted model, not a curated record